Messenger RNA from Talaromyces proteolyticus, 1437 nucleotides. RefSeq names its product FAD-linked oxidoreductase-like protein. Gene Ontology annotation, molecular function: proline dehydrogenase activity; FAD binding. Gene Ontology annotation, cellular component: mitochondrion. The transcript is spliced from 2 exons. NCBI's taxonomy places the organism in Eukaryota, Fungi, Ascomycota, Eurotiomycetes, Eurotiales, Trichocomaceae. The record is from RefSeq and is a predicted model, not a curated record. Bases 1 to 1437 code for a protein of 478 amino acids.
AUGGCUCUUGCAACUGCUAGAAGGCCGGUAUUCAAGGUGAAACCAGCUACAUUCACUCCUCGAUACGGGGUUUCAUUUUUCAACAAUGACUACAGUUUCCAGAGAGUACGCCCCAAUUCAACCUCAGUAUUAACCAAAACUACAAGAAGUCCUGAAGCCAAACCCACCAUUUCUCCUUUAUCAGCUCUACCCACCACCGUGCUUCUCAGAUCACUCCUCGUUGCUACCAUCUCAUCAAAACCGUACCUACUUCUCCCGUCCCUUUCAAUCUUAUCAUUCCUUUGCAAACCCCGCCGGAGUCUCCUUCUUAAUGUAGAUAGAAAUCCCAUCUUGCAUGGGUUUCUGAAAUCAACAUUCUACAAGCAAUUCUGUGCUGGAGAAACCCACGAUGAGGUGAAAACUACUAUCCGUCAGUUCAAAAAUAUGGGCUUUCAAGGUGCGAUUAUGACAUACGCAAAAGAAGUUGUUUUCGAUCAUCGAACGAAGGCCCAGCAUGGUCUAGGCAUCAUGCAGAAUCAGGAUCAAGAUGUGGCUGGCAGUGUAUUUUGCGCACACAUCGAAGCCUGGAGAAAGGGUACCGUGGAGACAGUCGAAUUACUAGGAAAAGACGAUUAUCUGGCUGUUAAGUUAACUGGGGCUGGUCCCAAUGUUACCGAAGCCUUUACAGCAGGAGAAUUACCGCCGCCACAAAUGCUUGAUGCACUGGACGAAAUUUGUACCAAAUGCAAAGACCGUGGGGUGCGAAUCAUAGUUGAUGCCGAGUCUCACCACUUUCUAAGCGGCAUUCUUCGUGUUACACUUGAACUCAUGAGGAAAUACAACCGCGACGGAUAUGCGUCGGUUUACAACACAUACCAGGCCUAUCUAAAGAGUACACCCGUUACAUUAGGCCGGCACCUUGCUGCCUCCAGCGAAGAAGGGUUUACUUUGGGUCUCAAACUAGUGCGGGGAGCAUACAUUGCCACUGAUGACAGAUCCUUAAUCCACGACACGAAGCAAGAUACCGACGAUGCAUACAACAGUAUUGCUCAAGGUGCCUUGAGACAAGAGAUUGGAGAAUUCGGAAGGAAAAAUGGUCGUCCAUUUCCCUCUGUCAAUUUAUUCCUAGCUAGUCAUAACAAGGCCAGUGUACUCGCUGCUCAUCAGUUACAUCAGCAGCGUAUGGAAGUCAAACUGCCUACGGUGCCGGUGGGCUAUGCUCAGUUACACGGAAUGUCUGACGAAGUGAGCUUUAGUUUAUUGCAGUUGAAGGGCUCGGGUGGGGAUCCGAAGGUAUAUAAGUGCUCGACAUGGGGAGGUCUGGGAGAGUGUCUCGCGUAUCUGCUUCGGCGGGCGAUUGAGAAUCGGGAUGCAGUUUCGAGGACGGGAGAUGAAUAUCGAGCACUGAAGGCAGAAGUUGGAAGAAGGCUCAGAUCUCUUAUUUCUUUUUCAACGUAA